Molecule: messenger RNA, 4065 nt
Organism: Asterias rubens (European starfish)
Lineage: Eukaryota; Metazoa; Echinodermata; Asteroidea; Forcipulatida; Asteriidae
Exons: 7
Coding region: 204-2621 (805 amino acids)
Biological process (GO): regulation of transcription by RNA polymerase II; gliogenesis
Cellular component (GO): nucleus
Molecular function (GO): RNA polymerase II cis-regulatory region sequence-specific DNA binding; DNA-binding transcription activator activity, RNA polymerase II-specific
Source: RefSeq, a predicted model, not a curated record
UUCACACUUUCUUCUUCAUUCCACUGAAAGGGAGACGAAGAAGAAGUCAUCUUGUUCGUUCUGGGAGCUUCAAUUUUGCAUCAUCCUCUAGACAACAGAACUCCACAGGUUUUUGUGUCCCAACUCUGCCAUUCAAGUUCCAACAACCAUUUCGGAAUUAUCAAAACCAUUCAACACAGGGGUCUCCGAGCGGAUAUAGGGGCAUGGAACAAGUGGAUCGAGGCACACUUGAGGGGUUCAGACCUCACCAAGAGACGGGUAACAUCAGCGAGUCUGACGCGCAACAGGUCGCCUGCCAGAGAGCCGAUUGUACCCCCGCGACAUCUUCAGCAACAUCCACAAACGGAGGGGGAAGUUUUGCGGGUGAGACGGCACAGAGCAAGACCACUACCCCAACGCGCUGGUCCAGUAGGAGGGCAGGUAGCAGGAGCAACAAAGCUGUAGAUAGGGACGACUUCAAAAAGCAGAAGAAAAUGCGCAUAGAUAAGUUUGACGAUUUCUUGGAAUGGAUCGACGGGGAUGCUGCCUUGAGGUAUCAUCCGAAAGAUGCUGAUGCACGGAAACACCUCAGUGGUUGGGCCAUGCGCAACACCAACAACCACAACAAGAAAGUGCUUAAAAAGUCUUGCCUGGGGGUGUUUGUUUGCAGCAGGUCUUGCCGAAGCCCCAGUGGGGACAUAAUCACCGUUCGACCGGCGACGUCCGACCGUGCACGCCGCAAGCAGGCCGACAAGAAAUGCCCCAGGCCUGGAUGUGAUGGCAAGCUCUACCACGUAGCUUGCACUGGCAAGAACGGGUAUCCGGUCACUCACUUUUGGCGCGUAACAGAUGCCGUGGUUGUAUUCCAAUCAAAAGGCCAUCACGAUCACCCACGCCCAGACGUAGUGAAGACCCCGUCAGUGGCCAAAAUGGCACUCUUCGAGUAUCACAAAAACCACAAGCACGAAAGACCAAAGGACAUCUGCAAACGAAUGGGGGUUCACAUCCACAAAUCCUUCAGUCGAGUAGAUCGCGUUGCGAGGCAGCUCAGAGAGGUGCAGAGCGUCCUGUCCAAGGAUGACAAAGAGUUCCAGGGGCACGAGGUGAAGGUUCAACAUGGAUACUCUCUCAGGAGCCCGCUAACGAGGUUGUGGUCUACCCAUCACUCCAAGGUCGGAGGUCAAGUUGAGAACCAUCAAGCCAGACCAGGUUUGACCAUACCUCCUGGUGGAAUACGACACCACUCCCUCAACAACGGGUACCCUGACCAGCCUCAAUACGAACAACACUGGACGCCGUCUGGGUCCUACAUACCCCCACAAAACGCACUGCAAGGGGACUACCAACAUGGCUACAUGACUGGCUUCACAGCGCAGUUACCAACCGGGACCGCUGACUACUACCAUAACGGCAUGUACCCUGGAUACCAGCUAUCGUCCACAGGUGACCUCGUCUACGAGCCGUCCAUCAACUUGGAGGGUUACAACACAGCCCCUAAGACAGAGACUGUCUUUGAGGGAAGCAAGAUGACAGAGUUGACGGUCAUGAAUGAGCCUGGACGGGAGACUAGCGAAUCCCUCAACAGCCCACUGAAGCAUCUACCACUUAAAGCUAACCCCAUGAUGCACCAGGUAGAGGAAGUUGGCAGCCAUCUUGACAACUAUCAGCUAGCACAGACCGGGAGGGUACUGACAACUUCUCGGCCCCUGAAGCGCAGCCUACCUCCUGCCCUACAUCACAUUGACGCUAAGCAGCCGAAGCAUGAGCAACCGAACGGUAUGGAGUCUCAUCACACUAAACAGACUUCGUCAAUCAACAUCGACAUGUCGUCCUUCUCAGAUAUCUUCGACAUCAGCGCGUCGCUCGGCGAAGAAGGCCUGGCCGGUCGCCCAAAGACCCCCGUGUUUCACCCGGCCUCUCCCCCGGUGAACGAGAGCCCACAGAAGCCGGCCGGUGCCGCGUUGAUCAGCGAGGCACCCGCCUCAUCCCCCUCAAACCUCAAGGGGGAAAUCACUGCUGGGAGCCCGCAGAGCACCCUCUCCGUCUCGGUGGCCAGUUCCCCGUCCACAGUCCACGACACCACCGAUCAGGAUCCAAGCACAACCAGUCCGGGCCAUAAAUACCGGCAGAUGAUCCACCACUCCCCAAACGGCCCCGUCCUCACCCAACUCAGUACCCAUUCCCACCCCAACCCAACCAACCCACCUGAGGACGAGAAUGGCACCUACAUCGACCUACUCGUCUCCAUGUAUCUUAACACAGACCCAAAAGACAGCGAAAAGCCCAUCUCGACACUCAAGAAUGAGUUCCACGUGUACACUGAGCGCAACAACCAGAAGGGGAUGGCGUACAGGACCGAGCAGGGCUUACAUUUUGCCGCCCAUCAUCCAGAACACUUCAAAUCCCCCACCUCCUCUCAGUUUGACUUCAGCUGGUAUGACAUGGACCGACGUAGCCAGCACUACAGAAACAUGUCCACGUCCCAGGGCAGCUUGCUCAGCCCGCUAAACAUCGCUGGCCAUUUUGAUUACCCCGCACCGUAUAUAAAAGAUGCCUUUUGCACUGAACCGUCAACAGAAGCCAGCCGUGUUUCAUUUAUGCGUCACUCACCAGGAAGCACAAUUAACAGGCAUAUCUACUAAACAACUUUUUCACAAUUUUCAAGUUGAAAAACUUAAAAACAAAGAUGGAUUUUGAUGUUAUGUUGGCAUUGGGUGUAACGAGUAUGGUUUGUUUUUACCCUUACUCUGACGUGUUUUCUUAAUACUUCCCCAAAUUCUGUGAAAAAAAUUCCACAGGCAAAUCAAAAAGUAAAUAAUGGCCUGAUGUUUACUCCACCAGAAUCUGUUAAUAAAGGCUAAACAACUUGUUUUUUAUUAAAACUCUGGCAAGGUCAAAACGUCGGGCAAUUAAAUAUUUUUUGCAUUUAAAUUAUUUUCUGCAAAUUUCUAUUUGAUUUUUUUUCUCCCUUGUUAUCUUAAUUCAUCCAAACAGGAACAUGCUACAUGCCUCUUUAGAAAACUUAUAAUUUUGAAAGAACUAGUUUUAACUUUAAUCUAUACCGCCUUGUUAUAUUUAAAAUGUUAUUAUUUAUCGGGUGAGAAUGCGAUAAACCUUGCAGCUUCACUUGUAAAUAUUAAUAAAAUAAUAUAUUAUUGUUUAUAUCAAUGUAAGAUAUAUAUACAUUCAAUUUUAAAUUGCCUUUGAAAAUUGAAGAUUUACUCAAUUUUCUACUCCUUUCAACUCAAAUUAAUUAUUCGUUGUUUAUCACGGUAGCACAAUGGAAAAAUCGGGUACACAAAAAAAGAGAAUUAAACUAGGGUGCUAACUAAUAGCACCAAAGUAAGUGUUGUAGCAGUGUUAUUCUAAUAUAGUAUUUUCUCUUUUCGGUGUACAUCAUGGAUAUUUGACGACACUCGUCAAUUUAACACCCCGGUUUUUAAAGUAAAUGCAAUCCUUUUUAGACAUCUGAAAGCAAACACAUUUUGUGCAACAAACGUGUUUUUUUUUUCAUUCAGUAUUCUCUUCAAAUUUCGAUGACCAAUUGAGUCAAAAUGUUCACAUAAGUAUUAUUUUAUGCGUGUGUUGGGAUACACUUCCUUAAAGACUUUGACACAAAAGGUGUACAGUACCUUUAAAGUGAGAAUACAUGUACUUGUCUUUGACAGUUACCAAUGGUGCCCGGUGCCUUUAAACCAGACACCAUUCCAUAAUUGUAUCAGACGAAUUGUGUAAAAUGAACACAAUGCAAGAUGAAAAUUAGUAUUCUGUAAACGAAAUUACCCCCUGAAUGGUUUGAUGGCUUUGUCCAAUUCGCUUUGGGAUUAUUUGCAUAAACUCGGUCGUAAAAAUAAAAAUGCGGGCAUUUUUUUUUGUAUCCUCCGCUUCUUUCAUUAAAGUAAAGAAUGAGACAAAGAUUAAAAUUUUCAAAAAGAUGGCUACGGUCACUCUUGGUAUUCAGACGCUUUGUAUAGAGAUUGGACAACGUAGUAGUUUGAAUGAAUUAGUUUUAAGAAAACAGAAGUAGAAGUCGAAUGAAAUAGUAUUUUUAAUCUAUUUAUUGAGACAAGAAAUAAUCAUUUUGUA